GUAACAGCUUCCUGUUUGUCUGCAGCAAAGCAACAAGAAGAGGAAAAGUGACUUCAUCCCCUACAGAGACUCUGUUCUCACCUGGCUGCUGAAGGAGAAUCUGGGAGGAAACUCCCGGACGGCCAUGAUCGCUGCUUUAAGUCCUGCUGACAUCAACUACGAGGAAACACUGAGCACCCUGAGGUACGCCGACCGGGCCAAGCAGAUCCGCUGCAACGCCAUCAUCAACGAGGAUCCCAACGCCAAGCUGAUCCGGGAGCUGAAGGCCGAAGUGGGCCGGCUGAGGAGCCUGCUGUUCUCCCAGGGCCUGCAGGAGCUGCUGCAGAACACCGGUACCGGACCCGACCGGACCGGACCGGCACCACAUGACAACAUGGAAACAUUCUCAUUAAUUCACCUGAUAUAAAACAUCAUAAACUCAGCGGCUCCAUUAACAUCCAUCCAAAUUUAAAGCUUUGUUUUAUUUAAAAGCCAUAAAUCACCAGCCGAUCUGGAAACAUGGGUUUGGAAAAGUAAUCUAGGAUUCCAUGAAAGCUGGUGGGASAAAGCUGGUUUCCAUGGUAACAGCCUUGCUCAGACAGGAAGUGACCCGGUUUGUCCACUAGUUGCAGGUUGGCCUCAUGUUGUCAUCAGCGUCUCUAGGAACCAGUUAAUGGUUUGAUCUGGCAUCCAGCCAUAACUGAUCACCUACAGCACAUGUGUCAAACUCA
Messenger RNA from Poecilia reticulata (guppy), 710 nucleotides. The record is from RefSeq and is a predicted model, not a curated record. Lineage: Eukaryota; Metazoa; Chordata; Actinopteri; Cyprinodontiformes; Poeciliidae.